AUGAUCAGACAAAGAAGCAGCAGCCUCACAAAACCCCUCAUAAACCUCUUCCGUUUCAUAACAACCGAGUCAACUCAGACGCAACUCGCCACCCCAUCCCCAUCCUCAUCCCCAGUGAACCCAGCCCACCUCCUCCGAGUCUGCACCAUCCUCUACCCGCAGCAGAACUCACCCGAGUCACGCCUCCACUCAAACCUCAACUCGUCCAACUUCCAACUCACCCAUGAGUUCUUCCUCCAGGUCUGCAACAGUUUCCCUCUUUCAUGGCGGCCCGUCUAUCUCUUCUUCCUCUACACCCAAACCCACCCCAAUUUCAUUCAAAUCACCGUCUCGUUCAACAAAAUGGUUGACGUCAUCGGCAAGGCCAGGAACAUCCAGCUCCUCUGGGACAUGCUCCAUGAAAUGGGACGACGCCGUUUGGUGAAUGAUAAGACUUUUCUUAUUGCUUUAAAGACCUUGGCCAAGGCCAAGGAGUUGAACAAGUGUGUUGAAUUUUUUCAUGUCAUGAAUGGGUAUGGGUUUGAUUAUAGUUUGGAGACUUUGAAUAAGGUGGUUGAGAGUCUUUGUGGGUCUAAGCUUGUUGCUGAGGCCAAGUUCAUAGUUUUUAAGUUGAAGGAGUCGAUUGGGCCUAAUGGGGUUACGUACAGGUGUUUGAUUGAAGGGUUUUGUGAUGUGGGUGAUUUGAUUGAGGCUUCAAAGAUUUGGAAUUUGAUGGUGGAUCAAGGGUUUGACCCGGAUAUUGGUGCCAUUGAGAAAAUGAUGGAGCCCCUUUUCAAGACGAAUCGAUACGGUGAGGCAUUGAAGGUUUUUCAGAUGAUGAGGGUGAAUAGGAUGGAUGAUUUGGGUCUUUCAACUUAUAGGCUUGUGAUUGAGUGGAUGUGUAAAAGGGGGAAGAUUGAGGAAGCUCAUGUGGUGUUCGAGGAAAUGCAAAAGAGAAGGAUCGAAGCAGAUAAUUCCAGAUUGGCUUCACUGGCUUACGGCCUUUUAGCAAGAGGUAGAGUUAGAGUGGCAUAUAAGAUUGUGGAAGGGAUUGAAAAACCGGAUAUUAACGUGUUCCAUGGGAUGAUCAAGGGCCUUUUAAGGUUAAGAAAAUUGCGUGAAGCAACAGAAGUGUUUAGGGAGAUGAUUAAAAAGGGGUGUGAGCCUAACAUGCACACUUAUAUCAUGUUAUUGCAAGGACAUUUGGGAAAGAGAGGAAGGAAGGGAUCGGAUCCUCUUGUGAAUUUUGAUACCAUUUUUGUUGGUGGUCUGGUUAAGGCAGGGAAGUCACUAGAAGCCACCAAGUAUGUAGAGAGAGUGAUCAAAAGAGGACUUGAGGUUCCUAGAUUUGAAUAUAAUGAGUUUUUGCAUUACUACUCAAAUGAGGAAGGGGUGGGGAAAAAACUGAGGGAGGUCAGGUUGGUUGAUUUGGCGGAUAUUUUUCCGAGAUACGGGGAGAAAAUGGCCACGAGAGAUAGAAGAAGAAAUAGAGACGUAGAGCCAUGA
Molecule: messenger RNA, 1485 nt
Organism: Prunus mume (Japanese apricot)
Lineage: Eukaryota; Viridiplantae; Streptophyta; Magnoliopsida; Rosales; Rosaceae
Source: RefSeq, a predicted model, not a curated record